Messenger RNA from Peronospora matthiolae, 3126 nucleotides. The record is from the annotation of a GenBank genome assembly. NCBI's taxonomy places the organism in Eukaryota, Oomycota, Peronosporomycetes, Peronosporales, Peronosporaceae.
AUGUCGUCCACCAGCAACGCCUCCAUUGACAAGUUCAACGGAGACAAUUACGCAACGUGGAGCCGGUACAUGCGCGGUGUGUUUUUGACGAAGUCCGUCUGGCACGUCGUCAACCGUGAAGUGACUCCGACUUUCACCGACCCGCGAGCGUCCGAUGACUAUGUCAAGGCAAGCAACGUCGCGUUUGGUAUGAUGCUGCUGCACAUGAACGCGGACUACCAUCAUGUGCUGGACAACUGCGAGGAAGCCUGGGUUGCGUGGACAAGUCUGAAGACGCUGUACGGUGGGUCGCAGAAGGCAGGACGCAUCUACCUCAAGCGACAACUUUUCAGUAUCAAGAUGGCUGAAGGCGCGAACGUCAUGCAUCACUGCAACGAGGUCCUCAACAUCUCCGCCAAGCUUAGCGGCAUCGGUGCGAAGAUGGAAGACGAAGACGUUGCAAUUUGUCUGCUACUCAGUCUUCCGAAGAGCUACGAAAAUGUGGUGCUCAACAUGGAAAUGAGCAGCACCGAGCUUCGCACUCAAGAUGUGGUGAGAGUCCUGACGAAUGAGCAUGCCAAGCGUCAAGGAGAAAAGGGGACAACGACAGCGACUACGGUGAAGGCUGAAGAUGCAAGCAAGGCAUUCAGCGCCGAGCGUGAGCCCUACCAAUGCACGUAUUGUGGCAAGGUGGGACACACGGUGGAUCGUUGCUGGACAAAGCAGAAGAACGAAGGUCAGGGAGCCCGACGCGGCGGCAAUGGUCGUGGACGCGGGGCUAACAAUGUCCAGUGGGGACAUCAUGAUGAAGGCAAUGGCUACGAUCGAGUGGCGUUUGCAGUCUCGUUCGAAUGUGGAGUUUCGACGAGCAAGGACGUGUCUGGAAUGUGGGCCGUCGACAGUGGUGCAACGCACCACAUUUGCCACGACAAGACCAAGUUCGCAAGUUUGGCAGAGCGCAAUGAGGGCGAACUCUUGGUGGCUGAUGGCAACAAGGUGGCCAUCAAGGGUGUGGGAACCAUCAUGGAAAAGGUGGUUCUGCCCAACGGUGAAGAGCGUGAGAUCGAAAUCAAGAACGCGCUAUAUGUUCCAAGUAUGAGCAAGAACCUGCUCUCGGUGCCACAGAUUAACAGCCAUGGCAAGUUUCAAGUCGUGUUUGACGGGUCCAAGAUGUAUGUGACUCUCAAGAACUCACAGCAAGUGGUGGCGACAGCGGAUCUCGUGGAUGGACUCUACUGGCUUCGGACGACUCAACGAUCAGCGAAUGUGACAACAAGUGGAACCAGUUGUGCCGAUCUACAUGCGAGAAUGGGUCAUGCUCCAGUCGAUGUACUUCGCAAGAUGAUCGCGACCAACAUGAUCAAGGAUGUGCGAGUCCCUCUCAAGUCGGGUGGAGCAACUACAUGUCGAGGAUGUCAACAAGGGAAAAUGGUCCAAAAACCAUUUCCAAGCAACCGAGACAAGCGCAGCUACGAUACGUUUGAGCUACUUCAUCUGGACAUCUGCGGGCCCAUGGAAAAGGAUUCGCUCGGUGGCAGCAAAUAUUUGCUGCUGAUCAUCGACGAAGCCAGUGGAUGCAUGAAGGGCUUUUGUCUACGAGUGAAAUCCGAGAGUGAAGACUACAUCCGGAAAUAUAUCACCAUGGUACAGACGCAAUUCUGUAAGAAGGUCAAGUUCGUGCGACACGACGGAGCUCGCGAGUUUGCAACCAACUCGCUUCAACUGUUCUACGAAGACGAAGGCAUUGAACAGCAGACAACGCAUGCUUCAUCAUGCCAAACUGGACAAGUGUUUCUGGGCCGAAGCAGCGAUGACGGCCAUCUACGUCAGAAUCGACUGCCGUCACCUAAAGUCGUGCACAAGACCCCGUUUGAGAUCGUCUACAACUUGAAACCAAGCGUCAAGCACAUGCGAACAUUCGGGUGUCAGACAUACAUACUGACGCCUAAAGAGAAUCGACUCAAGUGGGAUCCAAAGGCUCGCGCUGGCAUAUUCGUGGGCUACGAAGAAGUUUCGAAGGCAUAUCGUGUUUAUGACAUCGAGGCGGGGCAGGUGGUUAUCAGCCGCGAUGUCAACUUCGACGAGUCCACCUUUGGACUUCAACUGCCGAUCACUGAUGAAGAUGUCGAUGACCUGGACUUCGAAUUGCUGGAUCUUGAUGACGAAGAGCUGCGUCAAAUGGAGUACAAGCAAACAGGCAAGCGCAAGAACCGACUCAAUGAUGAAGAUACAGCAGCUCCACGACCGCGUGCAGUGCGUCAACGACCAGGACUAGAAGAGUCAAGCGCGCCGGAAAACAACUCGUCACGCCAAGAAGAAGACGAAGAAACGAAGGAUUCUGGUGAUUCAACACCGCCUGUGUUUUGGCGUGCGAGUGCAAAUGCCGUUGAAGCAGCAGUGGACUUAUCAGAGCCCUCAACAUUUGAAGCAGCAGUAAGCGGCCCUGACCAAGUGCACUGGAGAAAAGCAAUUCAUGCAGAGCUCGAGUCAAUGCGACUUCGCGGUGUGUUUCGUGCAGCCAAGCUGCCCAACGGACAACGCGCCAUUGGCACAAAAUGGGUGUUCAAGAUCAAGCGCAAGGCGGAUGGAUCUAUCGAGAAGUACAAGGCACGUCUCGCGGCAAAGGGCUUUCGCUCGAAGUAUGGAAUCGACUACACGGAGACGUUUUCUCCCGUGGUCAAGCAUGUGACGCUGAGAAUGGUGAUCGCAAUUUCCAAGCAUUUUGGAUGGCCCAUCGACCAGCUUGAUGUGGUGACAGCUUUCCUGUAUGGCGUCAUGAAGGAACAAGUGUUCUGCGUGAUUCCUGAAGGCGUCGAACUUGACAGUACGUUCGACUGCCUGGAAUUGGUGAAGGCAAUUUACGGCCUGAAGCAAGCUUUGCGAGUAUGGAACGAGACUUUUGACGAGUGUGUGUGUUCCAUUGGAUUUCAAGUGUCAGGCUUCGACCCAUGUCUCUACAUCAAGACUUCGGACGGCCAUUGCGUGUUUAUACUGGUCUACGUGGACGACGUCUUGGUGACUGGAAGCUCGCUCGAGCUGAUUGCACAAACCAAGAACGACCUGAAGACGCGGUUCGAAAUGACGGACAGCGGCAAGUGUGCGUUUGUUCUUGGGAUCGAGCUUUGGACGGUGAAGAUGGCAGUGUGA